CAUGUCGUCUUUUUAAGUGUUGCACCGUGAUCGCGAGACUCGCCACCAUGGCUCGUCUAUAAACACGAUCCUGGUCCGCGAACGGAAGAGGAGAUAUUUUUGCGAGACGCGCAGAACACGGCGGUGUCCUUCCGAGCGGGGGAGGAGGAGGACGUUGAAAGCGAAAUUUCCCGGGGGUAGGAUUAUUCGAACCCCCUAUCCGGCGAGAAUUCGCAAGCGAUUCGGUGGUGGUAUAUUCGGUGUGAAAGGUUCGAUUCCGGGGCUGUGGGUAGGUUUUACGGACUGCGGAGGAUCGAAUCGAAGAUGGCUGACGACACGACAGCAUUCCUUCGCGCUGCUCGGUCUGGAAACCUUGAGAAAGUGGUCGAAUUCCUCGACACCGACUUGGACAUCAACACAGCCAACUCGAACGGUUUAAAUGCUUUACAUUUAGCAUCGAAGGAUGGCCACGUCGAGAUAGUAACCGAAUUGUUGAAGAGAGGCGCCAAGGUUGAUGCAGCUACCAAAAAGGGCAACACAGCGUUGCACAUAGCUUCCCUAGCUGGCCAAGAGGAAAUAGUUAAUAUUCUAAUUCAAUAUGGAGCCGCGGUUAAUAUACAGUCGCAGAACGGUUUCACGCCUUUGUACAUGGCCGCUCAAGAGAAUCACGAUCAAGUCGUCAAAGUAUUGCUGAGCAAUGGAGCGAAUCAGAGCCUCGCCACCGAGGAUGGAUUCACGCCUCUUGCUGUGGCGAUGCAGCAAGGACACGACAAGGUUGUCAGCGUGCUCUUGGAAAACGACUCGAAGGGGAAAGUCAGACUGCCGGCGUUGCACAUCGCUGCCAAGAAGAACGAUUGCAAAGCCGCGGAUUUGUUACUACAGAACGACCACAAACCCGACGUCACCUCGAAAAGUGGUUUCACACCUUUACAUAUCGCCUCCCAUUACGGAUACGAGGAGAUAGCUCGUUUGUUAAUUAAGCGUGGUGCCGAUGUGAAUUAUUUAGCGAAGCACAAUAUAAGCCCGUUGCACGUCGCAGCGAAAUGGGGUAAAAACAAUAUGGUUAAAGUAUUAUUAGAAAAUUCUGCACAAAUCGAUGCGAAAACUAGGGACGGCUUGACGCCGCUUCAUUGUGCAGCUAGAUCCGGACAUGAACAAGUGAUCAUCACGCUUCUCGAACACUCCGCGCCUAUCAGCGCGCGUACGAAAAAUGGUCUCGCGCCGCUGCACAUGGCAUCGCAAGGGGAUCACGUGGACGCAGCAAGGGUGUUAUUGUAUCACCGAGCCCCGGUGGACGAAGUGACGAUCGAUUAUUUAACGUCUCUCCACGUCGCCGCGCACUGCGGUCACGUUAGAGUCGCCAAAUUGCUCCUCGAUCGAAAAGCGGACCCGAAUGCACGCGCGUUGAACGGCUUCACGCCGUUGCAUAUCGCGUGCAAGAAGAAUAAAAUCAAGGUCGUCGAACUGUUGUUAAAACACGGAGCUUCGAUCGAAUCUACGACCGAGUCUGGACUGACUCCAUUGCAUGUGGCCAGUUUUAUGGGAUGUAUGAAUAUCGUGAUAUUUCUGCUGCAACACGAGGCCAAUCCGGACGUGCCCACCGUUAGGGGCGAGACACCCCUGCACCUGGCAGCUAGGGCUAAUCAGACAGACAUUAUUCGAAUUUUGUUAAGAAACGGAGCUAAGGUCGAUGCUCGUGCACGGGAGCAACAAACGCCGCUGCACAUAGCAUCCCGAUUAGGAAAUAUUGAUAUUGUUAUGCUGCUGUUGCAACAUGGCGCAGCCGUCGACACCACCACGAAAGAUAUGUACACAGCUUUGCAUAUAGCAUCGAAGGAGGGCCAGGAGGAGGUGGCCGCUAUCCUUGUGGAAAAUAACGCUUCCCUUAAUGCUACGACUAAGAACGGUUUUACUCCUUUGCAUAUAGCGGCUAAAUAUGGCAACAUGAGUGUCGCAAAGAUACUCUUGCAGAGGAACAGUGUGUUAGAUGUCCAAGGAAAGAACGACAUUUCACCACUGCACCUGGCGUGCCACUACGAUCAUCCAAACGUAGCUAAUUUGUUGCUAGAGAAGGGUGCAUCGCCGCAUCUUGCAUCGCAGAAUGGACACACACCUCUGCACAUUGCAGCUCAUAAGAACCAGAUGGACAUUGCUUCCACUCUCUUGGAAAAUGGAGCCAACGCGAAUGCUGAAUCAAAAGCAGGAUUCACCCCGUUGCAUCUGAGUGCGCAGAAGGGUCACUAUGACAUGACGAACUUGUUAAUUGAACACGGGGCUGACCCUAAUCAUAAGUCCAAGAAUGGCCUGACCGCUCUGCAUCUAUGUGCUCAAGAGGACUUCAUCAGGGUGGCUUCAAUUCUGGUGAAAAAUGGCGCAAAUGUUGAAAGUGAAACUGAAACUGGCUACCGGCCCAUUCAUGUAGCUGCGCAUUUCGGAAAUCUGUCGAUGAUCCGAUUCCUGUUGAAGCACAAUGCAGACAUUAAUGUGAAAACUAAUCAGAGCUACACGCCUCUUCAUCAGGCUGCUCAGCAAGGUCAUGCUCACAUCGUUACCGCUUUGCUAGAGGGUAAUGCAUCUCACAAAGCGCGGACUAAUGACGGUUUGAGCGCGUUGAACAUAGCUCAGAAGUUAGGAUACAUAUCUGUCACGGAAGUGUUGAAAGGGUUGCCGUAUGAUACUCUGAUAAUUAAAGUACCAGACAAUGUAAAUUGCGUUGAGAAGUACAGAGUGAUUGCACCGGAAAGUCUGCAGGAAACCAGCUUUAUGUCCGACUCGGACGACGAAGGAGGAUCAGAUGCGCUAAUUAGCGAGCAACCGUACCGCUACCUAACUGCGGACCUGAUGAAAAGUUUGAGAGAUGAUUCUCUUCCCAUUGAUGUUACAAGAGACGAUCCAAUCCACAGACAAGUUAUAAAAGAAGGAAAACAGGAGUUCACGCAAAGCAAUAACUACUGUCUGGCAGAGAAUUUCGACACAGAGGGCUACAAUCUGGGCCGACUGCAUUUCAGAUCAUUUUUAGUUAGCUUUUUGGUGGAUGCACGCGGAGGUGCAAUGAGAGGAUGCAGACACAGUGGUGUGCGCAUCAUUGUUCCGCCUCGUAGAGCAACAAUGCCGAUUCGUGUCACUUGUAGACUGGUAAAGCCUAGCAAGGUAGCAAAUCCUCCUCCUUUGAUGGAAGGAGAGGCGUUGGCGACUCGCAUAAUCGAAAUGGGACCAGUCGGCGUAACAUUCCUUGGACCUGUUUUAAUCGACAUACCGCACUUUGCGUCCAUUCAAGGCAAAGGGAGAGAGAUUAUCAUCCUUAGAAGUGAAAAUGGAGAGACUUGGAAGGAGCAUGACAACUCGGUCGACAAUGAUGACACAUUGUUGAACACUCCAUACGAUACCCAAAUGAGCGCCACCCAUUCUGGAAGAAUCACUCGCAUAUUAACGACAGACUUCCCCCAGUAUUUUGCUACGGUGACAAGAAUUAAGCAGGAAGUUCACGUGAUCGGUGCUGAGGGUGGUAUUUUGAUAUCAAGCGUGGCCAACCAUGUUCAAGCGGUCUUUCCACCUGGAGCAUUGACCAAGAAAAUUAAAGUUGGGCUGCAGGCGCACGUGAUUCCUGCAGAACUUACUGCGAAACUGCUUGGCAAUUGCGUUGCUGUUUCGCCUGUGAUAACGAUAGAACCCAGAAGACGUAAAUUCCAUAAACCAAUCACCCUCACUAUACCUGUGCCAGAAGCUGCGAACAAGGGUAUGAUUAAUCAGUAUGGAGGCGAAACGCCGACGCUGCGUCUGCUUUGCAGCAUUGCAGGUGGUACAAGCGAGUCACAAUGGGAAGAUGUUACCGGUUCCACACCAUUGACGUUUAUGAAUGACAGAGUAUCGUUCACCACGACAGUGUCCGCCAGAUUUUGGUUGAUGGACUGUCGAAACAUAGGGGCAGUCUCAAAAAUGGCCACAGAAUUGUACGAGGAGUCUUUAUACGUGCCGUACAUAAUCAAUUUUGUAAUUUACACAAAACGAACAGACAUAUUCGAGGCAACGCUCAGAAUACUGUGCAUGACAGACGGGAAGGAAGGCAUGCACACUUUGGAAAGGCAAGAGGAGUUCGUCGAAAUUGUAAAAAGCCGCGACGUCGAAGCCCUCGACGGAAAAGACCUGUACAUUGAGUUUAGCGGUAAUCUGGUACCGGUGACGAAGUCCGGUGUACAGUUGAAGUUCACAUUCAAAGCCUUCCGUCAGAACCGCCUGUCCUUCCAUGUCAAGGUCAAGGACCCCAUGCUGGACCCUGUGGCUAGGAUGCUGUUCAUGCGCGAGCCCAAGGUCGCCAAGGGUGAACCACCUCAGCAACCGAUUUGCGUGUUAAAUAUCGUUCUUCCAGAAAGCACCGCGAAACUCGACGACACGAAGAAGCUAAAAGAAUACGAGGAUUCGAAUAUCAUAAAUCAGAAACUGGACACGUACGAAUCGAAGUACAAAGGCGAGCAAACCGAGAAAUCCGACGACCUACGUGAGACCUCGCCGUCCGAAAAGAAAUUCAUAACCGACACUCUGCAAAAGGAACGAACAGAUGCUGUUACUAUUCAUGAAUCCCUUGCGCAAAAAGCGGCUUCUCCCCUAGAAUCUGUAGAUGCUAGUUAUCCCAGUAAAGUAGUCGGCCAAGAGCAGGAUCUCUCGCCCACCGUCGAGAGGCAGACCUACUCGGAGAAGAGGAAGUUCUGGGAGGACAUAUCGCGGAAGCGCGAGAGCUACCAGCGGUCCGAGUCGGACGUGUCCAGGACGUCCGAGCUGACUGUGAACGAGAGCGACAGCCUCUACGUCACACAGAACGUCGCCACCGACGGGACCACCGACGCUGUUCCCCAGAUCGAGAAAUCGGAGACGAUGGAGGACCUGAACGUGCCGGACAUCUCCGAGUGCUCUGUCGCCGAGAAGGCUCACUACUUCGAGGAGCAGAUACAGAAGGAGAUCUCGAAGAUCCCAGCGAGAGCAGCCCAGCAGCAGCCUGCCGGCAGAUCCGAGAAGGAGAAGACCGUCGAAAGAUCGGACGACGACAGAGCAGAGAAGGAGGAGGACGAGGGAGCCGAGACAUACGACGAGACCAAAGAGAAGAUCGACGAGCCGGAGAAGCAGAAGACCGAAGAGAAAGAGAUGGAUGUUUCGAGGGAGGAGCAGGUCAUGACUAAGGUGCGGGAGAUGAUGAAGGAGGAAGAGAGGAAAGUGAUUGAUAGGAGGCUGGAGGAGGUGGGGAAGAAGCUGGAGGUGGUGAAGGAGAUCGCGGUGAAGAAGGAGGAUGCCGAGAGGGCUCUUAAAGAGGAAACUUCGUGGCUGGAGAAGGAACAUGAGGAAGAGGCGAUCAUGGAGCAAGAGACUGUGGCUGCGGCGAAGAAAAGGCGAGAAGUUGCUGAAAAGGAGAAAGAGGAGGAGAUGAAAGAGCGAAAGAUAGUCGUUGAGGAGAUAAAGCAGGAGAAAGUAGAAAAGAUUGUCCAAGUAGCGAAGGAAGUCGAGAAGGAACAAGAAGAAGAGGUGAAGGAGAUUGAGGAGGAAUUUGUAAAGAAGGCUGAGAAGAGACAGAAAGAGGUAAAGAAGGUUGUUGUACAGGCACCUGUCAUAAUUACAGAGAAAGAACGAGAGGAGGUAGAGAAGAUCGUAAAAGAAGAAUCUGUGAAGUUCGUAGAGAAGAUACAAGAGGAGGCGAUUAUUAAGUUGGAGACUGUGAAGGUCACAGAGAAGAGAGAAGAAGUGAAAGAAAUUGUUAAAGAGAAGCCAGUGAAGGAAGCUCCAAUGAAAGAAGAAGUUAAAGAAAUUGUGGAAGAGGAGCCAGCGAAGGAAGCUCCAAAGGAAGAAGUUAUAAAAAUUGUGAUAGAGGAGCCAGCGAAGGAAGUUCCAAAGAAAGAAGGAGUCAAAGAAAUUGUAAAAGAGGAGCCAGCGAAGGAAGAAGAAGUUAAAGAAAUUGUAGAAGAGGAGUCAGCGAAGGAAGCACCAAAGGAAGAAGAAGUUAAAGAAAUUGUAGAAGAGGAGUCAGCGAAGGAAGCACCAAAGGAAGAAGAAGUUAAAGAAAUUGUGAAAGAGAAGCCAGCAAAGGAAGCUCCAAAGGAAGAAGAAGUUAAAGAAAUUGUAGAAGAGGAGUCAGCGAAGGAAGCACCAAAGGAAGAAGAAGUUAAAGAAAUUGUAGAAGAGAAGCCAGCAAAGGAAGCUCCAAAGGAAGAGGAAGUUAAAGAAAUUGUGAAAGAGGAGCCAGCGAAGGAAGCUCCAAAGGAAGAGGAAGUUAAAGAAAUUGUGAAAGAGAAGUCAGCGAAGGAAGCUCCAAUGAAAGAAGAAGUUAAAGAAAUUGUAGAAGAGGAGCCAGCGAAGAAAGCUCCAAAGGAGGAAGAAGUUAAAGAAAUUGUAGUAAAGGAGCCAGCGAAGGAAGCUCCAAAGGAAGAGGAAGUUAAAGAAAUUGUGAAAGAGAAGUCAGCGAAGGAAGCUCCAAUGAAAGAAGAAGUUAAAGAAAUUGUAGAAGAGGAGCCAGCGAAGAAAGCUCCAAAGGAGGAAGAAGUUAAAGAAAUUGUAGUAAAGGAGCCAGCGAAGGAAGCUCCAAAGAAAGAAGAAGUUCAAGAAGUUGUAAAAGAAGAGCCUACGGAGGAAGCUCCAAAGAAAGAAGAAAUUAAAGAAAUAAUAAAAGAGGAGCCAGCGAAGGAGGCUCCAAAGGAAGAAGUUAAAGUAAUUGUGAAAGAGGAACCCAUGAAGGUAACUGUUGAAACGAAGCAAGAGGUAGUCGAGGAAGUGAAAGAGGAACCGGCGAAGGUUGCAGAGGAGCAGCCAGAAGAAAUUGCAGAAAUGGUGGAAGAAGCAAAGGUGGUAGACCAGAAGGAAGAAAGAAUAGAAAAGGCAAGGAAGCCGGAGGACAAAGUAACGGACAGGAGAAUGGAAAAAGUAGUCUCCGAGAUCAAAGUAGAGCCGUCGAUAACGACGCAAGAGGUGAUCAAGGCAAGAUCCGGUGGUAAGCGGAUCAUCACGGAGGAGACGACGAUCAUCUACAAGGUUCAGAAGGACGGGUCGCUGGUUCAGGAGCAGGUGACGAAGUCGGUGCAGAUCGGCGACGAGACCGGGAAGAUGCAGACCAUAAGCGACGUGACUCAGGAGUCCGACGGCACAGAGCUGUUCGAGAUGAUCAGCGCCGAGGACAUCCGAGCGAUGCAGUUGCAGGACGAGAUCGAGAGGGCGGCAGUCGCGGCCGGCGAGACCAAAGAGUCUGAGGAGGUGUCGGAGGUGAAGCAGGCGAAAAAGGAGUCGCGAAUCCCGAUCUCGACGUCGAUGAUGGAUAAGAGCAAGAAGGAGACCAAGGUUAAGCUGUCGCCGGACGCGAAGCCGGCCGGCAAAGACUCGCCGAAGGACGUCAGCCCGGAGAAGCCCGAGGCGACAAUGGCGCCGAAGAAGAAGGAGUUCGAGUCGCAGAUCCCGAAGCGCGUGGUAGAGACGAAGCCGGCCGAGAGGAAGGACACGCACGUGAGGAAGGAGAGCGGCACGUACACGAUCACGGAGAAGAAGUCGAGCGAGGAGGUGACGUCGAAGCUGGAGCAGCACUCGACGACGAAGAGCGAGACGCAGACGUUCUCCAAGACGUUCGCGGACCCGCAGGAGGCGUUCCGGAUGUUCGAAGGGAACGGGAAGCCGGACUACUCGACGGUAACAUCAAAGAUCGACCAGAAGUCGUCGAGCAUGCUGGAGAAGAAGGAGGUGAAGUCGUCGGAGAUCCAGACCGGCACGGACAAGCUGAUCACGCACGAGGAGAAGGAGCAGAUCGAGAGGAAGAAAUCGUCGGAGUCGCAACUGAGGAAGGAGUCGCCGACGGAGACCGUCGAGGAGAAGAAGAGCAAACGUGAGGAGCUGGACAAGGUGGCGGUGCAGAGGAUGUCGAUGAACCUGACGGACAAGGAGGAGGUGAUCGACGCGUCCGCGUCGGAGUCCCAGGCUAGAACGAAGGAGGAGAAGACGUUCAAGAAGCUGUCCGACGAGGAAGGAGUGACGACUCACGAGGCCGGCAGCAGCUCGACGAGGGAGAGCGACGCGGACGUGGCGAUCAGGAUCAAGAAGGACGUUUCGGAGGCGGCCGGCGACGACGUGAAGCUGAUCGAGGAGCCGGUCCAAGACUCGCCUCGGGUGGAGAAGCUGGCGCACGCGGAGUCGCACAAGGAGACCAAGGAGAGCUUCGAGGUGACCGAGUUCGAGCCGAAGCUGCCAAAGAAGCAGCGGGAGGAGGAGGCGCCGGAGCCAGAAACGAUGAGCCUGGAGGAGCUGCAGAUCCAGAAGUUCAAAGAGAUCGAGGCGCGGACGAUCGCGGAGACGUUGAUCCAGGAGAUCGAGGAGGAGGCGGCGGCUAAGUCGGCCGAGACCAGGCUGCAGGGCCUGCUGACCAAGCUCGAGGAGAUGAUCGAGGGUGGGCCGGAGACCGUCGACGAGAAGCUUGCGGACAAGCAGACGCUGCGGUUCGAGAACAUCAUGAAGAGGCAAGCGGAGAAGGAGGCGGACAGGACCAGAGCCUCCUUCCAAGAGGAGUCCUUCGAGAAGAGCUCGACCAGGGACAGCUUCAGCGAGGACAUCUCGAAGGACGAAGAGAAGGAGGAGAGCUAUCCGUUGUCCUCCUCGCAGGCAAGGCAGCUCGACAGGGACAUAACCAUGAGCCCGAGCAGCAUGUCGGAGCAGAUCGAUUUUGAGGAGACGAUGGACGUCGACACGAACGAGCUGGAGGAUCUCUCCAAGCUGACCUUGAGUCAGUCGGAGAAGCAGGACAGAUCCGGCAAGGACGGGGAGAAGAUCGUGUGCGAGGGGUCCGGUGCCAGGGUCCUGGAGAUCCUGGAGCCCGCCGCGGACAGCCAAUCCAGACAAGACUCGGUGGACGUCCCGUCUCUGGAAACCGAUGAACACAAGAUAUCCGAACAGACCAGCAGAGGUAUCUCCUCCCUGCGCGACAUAGACUCGUUCGAGAAGACAGCCAGAUCCCGAGACAUCACCGUGUCCGAGGACACGAACGUGGACUCCUCGCUGGUCCAGGAAGGCCUCCCCCUGGAGAAGCUGAAGGAGCCGAAGAGAACCGACAGCUUCGAGAUAGACAGCCCGCCGAUGAUGUCGCCGAAGUUGAAGGUGCAGGACCUUGAGAUCAAGCCGGUCAGCUGGAUGAUCGGCGAGAAGAAGAUCGAGAUCUCGGAGACGCUGCAGCCGUCGCAGAUUUUCAACCAGGAGCUCGAGGAGUACGAGACGAUGCGGAAACGUCUGACGUCGCAGGACGAGUCCGUCGACCUUGAACAGGAGUCCGGCACCAAGUCGUCCGAGGAGGUGAGCGUGAUAGAGUCCGCGAAGGAGGCAGACGCGAAGGCCGGCAAGUCGGAGCAAGACUUCGACAGCGAAAUGGUGGAGAACAAGCUGGACGUCAGCCUUCAGGAGCUGGUGGACAUGUUGCAGCGGGAGAACGACGAGAAGGCGUCGAUCGAGGAGUACUCGUCGAGUCAACAGGAGAAGAAGGAGGGUGUUGCCGCGAUGGAGGACGACAAGGUCGAGGAGAGCACCGAGAAGGGCUCGGAGGAGGUCAGCGAGAAGGAGCAGAGAAGCGAGGAGAUCAAGGAGCAGAAGAGCGAGGAUACCGAGGAGGUCGAAGAGUCCAAGGCUGAAGAAGAUUCGAAGGAGGUAGACAGAGCCGCGGUCUCGAAGCCGGACGUCGAGCUGAAGCUGGAGAAGUCGACGCCGUUGAUGGACACGGAGAAGAAGCCCGCCGCGAAAUCGGACGAGGAAACCGAAGAGAAGCCCGGCGAGGAAACCGAAGAGAAGCCCGGCGAGGAAACCGAAGAGAAGCCCGGCGAGGAGGCUGCCGGCCAGGAUGAUAGGACGAAGGACGAGCUGAAGGCGUGGACGGAUACGUACGUGUCGAAGAUGAAACUGUUCAUCAACGAAUACAAGAGGCACGUAGAGAAGACGACGGAGAAGCACGAGAAGUCCGGCGGCAAAUCGUCCACAGUUCCUUCCGAUACAACAUGUGCCUUGAAGAUUAAAAAAGACUAUUACCCUAGCGUCGAUUUAAGCGCCCGUUACGCGAUCACCGUCCUGGACCAGGUAGUGAAGAAGGAGAUCGCGGAGGUGAAGGAGUCGCUGGAGGCCGCGAAGCAGGACCUGAUCGAGGAGCUGAGCGAGAACAGCGAGACGGUGAUUCAGAUCAAGGACUCGCCGUCCGAGUUCCAGUUCAUGCUGCAACCGGAGUCGAUACCGAACGACCUGCCGUUGUUGUACAAGCCGCCGUCGCCGGACCGGGACCGCGACCGGGACCCGGAGACGUUGAAGAGCAGCGACUCGCCGCAGCCGUCGCAGCUGCAGCCGCCGGAGGAGCCGGCUCGAUCGGAGUCGAAGGACGGGACGGAGCCGAAGUCGACGUACGACUCGCCGUUCAGCAGCUUCGAGGAGCCGAUCCUCGGCAGGGAGCCGACGCCGGUGAUCGUCACGGAGAGAUCGGACUCGGCGGGAACCGUCCAGGAUGACUCCAGGGACGAUGAAGAGGAGCGUCCCAGCCCCAUACUCGCCAGCAGGUCCGGCUCCGACGUGGACAACAAGGACGAGAGCUCGUCGCUGGCGCUGCCGAGGCCGGUGCUUAGGAGGCGACACAAGCCGAGCCGCGCCGCGAAGAGGGUCGCCUCCGAGAGCGACGCGGACAUCGGCUCCAGCUCCGGGGACAGCAGCAACUACCAGUCCUGCGACUACGAGCAGGGCAGCGGCAGCAGGCCCAGCUCCUCGGACAUGGAGGCUCUCCAUUCCUGCGGAGCCGCGUCGGCGACGGUCUCCGAGUACGAAACGGCCGUGAUGUCGAUGGAGUCCACCUCGAAGCCGACCUCCCAGGAGUACCACACCGCGGCCACCACCAUGAGCUCCAGGGAGUCCAUGAAGUCCCUGGCGUCCCUGAGCUCCGGCCACCUGGGCAGCAUCGACAGCACCAGCGAGAUGUCCGAGACCCUGGUGGCCUCCGAGGCUGACGACAAAGAUGACGCGGAGGACAUGAAGCUCGGCCUGGAGGACGAGCGGACGGAACAGUCGGACUCCUCCAGCAGCGACAAUAUACCCGUCGACGAGUCCACGGACAAGAUCGACAGCCACAUACCCUACCGCAUGAAGCGGUCCUCGGAGAUGAUCUUCCCGCAGGUGCUCGAGGGCGACGCCGCGCCAGAAGAUCGCGCGGAACCGGUCGCCAAGGACGAGGAGCUCCCGGCCAAAGGGGUGGUGGACUCCGCCACGUCGACCACGGCCUCGUCACCAAGGCCCGACGUCCGUCCGAUCUCCGUCGACAUCAUGACCGCCAGGGUCUCAGAGGACGGCGUGCAGAGCGUCUGCACGCAAGUCAGCUCCGUCCAGCCGGCCGAGACCACCCCCGAGAGAAAGGUCUCCGAUCCGGACACAUUGGAGAAGGACCUGGAGACGGUGUCGGACAGCCAGACCGCCGAGUUUCCCGAGCUGAAGAGAGCCUUGUCCAUUGAGAGCCCGGAGCUCUCGAUGCAGGCGUCGACCCCGUCGAUCGCGCACCAGACCAGCAUGUCCACGUCCUCGACUUCCGGGGUAUCUGUCAGCACCGUGGUCGGCACGGAGAAGCUGGAUAGACGCUCGCCGGACAGCGACUCGUUCGAGGUGGUCGACAAGCCGGACAUCAUCGACGACUUCUUCGUGGUCGAGGAGGUCGGCCGCGAGGCAGAGGAAUUCGACUCAGAGGGCAAGAGCAUCAGGAUCAGCUCGAUGCCGCAGGUCAGCAGCAAGAACUUCGACCGCGAGCUGGAGCACCUGAUUACCGAGACGAAGGAGGACGUGCACGUGUCCGGCGGCGGCAGCAGCAGCCAGCCGGCGAAGAAGGACGACCUGUUCGACUUCGAAUCGGAGGAGAGCCCUCCGCAGGCGUCGAACGACGACCAGUACUCGCAGUCGUACUCGGACGAGGAGCAGUACGAGGGCAGCAAGAAGUGGAUCGAGAUGCAGUUCCAUCAGGACGCGAGGGGCUACGACAUCGAGUACGACCGUGGCCCGUUGGAGGACAUCAAGGAGGAGGAGAUCACGGACUUCGAGGCGGGCAGCAGCCGGUUCGGCAGCCUGGGCAGCCACAAGGAGUCGAUCGGCAGCGUGGGCAGCAUGCGCGGCAGCUUCGGCAGCACGCCCGACUACGACGUCCUCGCCGGUAAGAAGUACUUCGUGAGGCCGUCGGAUCACGACAACGUGUCGCUGAGCUCGCUGCAGGAGUUCGAGCAUCUGGAGAGCGCGGUGGCCGCGGAGAACUCGAAGAAGCUGCAGCAGUGCGGCUCGCACGACUCCGUGAACAACGGCAGCCUUCCGAGGAGAUACACGGCCAGCCGGUCGGGCCACGGCGACGACGUGUCGCUGUCCUCGUUGAAGGACUUCGAGGGCCUGGAGAAGGCCUGCAGGGAGGCCCAUCUGAUAGAGCUCAGGGCCAGGGAGGAGGAGGACCUGCUGGAGCACGAGAGCCCGGAGAACAAGUACAAGCUGGAGAGCCUCAGGGCCAGGGUCGACACCAGCGCGGCCGGCUCCUUUAAUCCGAGCACGUCCGGAUCGGACGACUACGAGAAGAGGAUCAAGGAGAUCGACGAGAUCAUCCGCAUCGCGCAGACCAACGUCGAGAGAUUCGACAGGCAGGACGACACCACCGAGGACAUCUCGCAGAUCGAGAUCAUGGACACGGAGAAGACCGGGCCGCCUCCGCCGCCUCUCGUCCCGGCCUCUCAGGUACCUCUGAAACAGGAAGAGCCCAAGGAUCCUAAAGACGGCAACGUCAUGGAGACCAGCACCGACUCGCUCGAGCUCGAGGACAACAUGGACAAGAAGCACCAUCCGCUCUGCAGAAGCUCCGACUCUUUGGAGAUGAAGACCACCCUGGACUUUCCAUCGCUGAGCUCGGACUCGUUGAACAACGUACGAGACGGCAAAGAGACGCAGCAGGACGUCGUUGGUUACGCGAACAAUCUCAGGCGUAUCUCGUCCGACUCGCUCGACAUGCCUCUCGUCGAUCCGCAGGCCGCGGAGGCCCAAGCCAGGGUCGAGCCGGACCCCGCGGAAGAACCGCCCUCGGACAAUUCGUUGGACCAGGGACCGGACAGCGACAGCAACGUCAGAACUGAUAAGACGAGGACUACACCGAGUUCUGGGACAUAGGAUAUUUUCGUAGAUAGCGGACCAUCACGGUUAAUUUGUCACAGGAUCGGCUAUGGCCACAACGACGUAUUAUCGAAACACCUUAAAACUGCUUUCUGUGUACAACAUACAUACGAGAAUUUUUACAAGUUAAUAUCGAGUACGCAUUCUGUCUUCGUUUUGUGCAAUAUACCUUCUAAGGAACGUUUACCUUAUUAUGCUUAAGUAAGAUAUUUGUAAUCCUUAAAGUGUAAGGUUGUUAUCGAAGAGCGAACGGAAGAGGAGAAGGGACGUAAAAGUGGAAAAGGAUACGGACGAAGCGGAGAAGAAAUACGAACGAAGAAAGAGAGAGGGGGGGGGAGGAAAUCUAAUUAAAGAAACGGCGGCGCUUUAGAGUGUUUCGUAAAUUCUCGAUCGAUUCGUUUCGAUUCUGCUCUACAUUCGAUUUUGUUCCGAAGUUCGAUCGGCAAAAAAUUGUGUCUUUUGCUUGAAUUGUUUUCAUUGUUUCCAUUGUUUUCUGUUCCAUCUAAUCGUCGCGAUCGAUUAUUAAUGUUACAUACUAUAUACAUAUAUCUAAGUUACAUUUUUCUCUCGAAUUGUAUAAUGUUACUCACGUAUCCGUAUAUAUUUGUAUAAUAUAACAAGUGUUAUAUAAAACGCGAAGAAAAAGGCAAAGGUAUGGAGAGAGAUUGAAAAAAAAAAAAAGGAAAGCAAAAUAAUGUAACGAGUCGAACGAUUUUCUUCUGUUUUUCGGCGGAUUCGAAGUUUCAACGUAAAAAAGCAAAGCGAAGUAAAGUAAAGCAAAGCAAAGCAAUGUCAGUGUGUGUGUGUGUGUGUGUGUGUGUUCGUGAGUACGCUUUUCCGCGACGGGGUGGUUGACGUUUGUCGAAGUAUAUCGAUUCUAUUCUCCCAGCAUCCGUUGAUUAUUGAUUACGAUCGUGUUCACGGGACGAGGAAAGGAAAACAAAUUUCUAUUAAAUUGAAUAGAAGAAUUUUA
Messenger RNA from Megalopta genalis, 14107 nucleotides. Lineage: Eukaryota; Metazoa; Arthropoda; Insecta; Hymenoptera; Halictidae. The record is from RefSeq and is a predicted model, not a curated record.